Messenger RNA from Syngnathoides biaculeatus (alligator pipefish), 2350 nucleotides. RefSeq names its product heat shock protein 8 (gene hspa8). Gene Ontology annotation, cellular component: nucleus; plasma membrane; cytoplasm. NCBI's taxonomy places the organism in Eukaryota, Metazoa, Chordata, Actinopteri, Syngnathiformes, Syngnathidae. The record is from RefSeq and is a predicted model, not a curated record. Gene Ontology annotation, molecular function: ATP binding; ATP hydrolysis activity; heat shock protein binding. Gene Ontology annotation, biological process: vesicle-mediated transport; cellular response to unfolded protein; protein refolding.
GCAAAACGUUGCGUGUGAUUGGAUGCUUUGACCGUAAUAAAUAACGGGCAGCUCGCUAGUACUUCCCUUUCCUGCUUCCGUACAAAGGACGAGGCAUCUCUGCGCAUCUUUCUCUUCGACCUCCUCACCUCUCGAAAUUAGACCAGAUUAACUGCUUUGAGGAACAGCAAGCAUGUCGAAAGGACCAGCAGUUGGUAUUGAUCUGGGGACCACCUACUCCUGUGUUGGUGUCUUCCAGCAUGGAAAAGUUGAAAUCAUUGCCAAUGACCAAGGCAACAGGACAACACCUAGCUAUGUGGCCUUCACAGAUACUGAAAGGCUGAUAGGUGAUGCAGCGAAGAACCAGGUUGCAAUGAACCCCACCAAUACAGUGUUUGAUGCCAAGAGAUUAAUUGGCCGGAGGUUUGAUGAUUCAGUUGUACAAUCUGACAUGAAACACUGGCCAUUUAUUGUAGUUGAUGACAACACUCGCCCAAAGGUUCAAGUUGAAUACAAGGGUGAGACGAAGUCCUUCUACCCAGAGGAGAUCUCCUCAAUGGUGCUUACUAAGAUGAAGGAGAUUGCCGAAGCUUAUCUUGGAAAAUCUGUCAACAAUGCUGUAAUCACAGUACCUGCCUACUUCAACGACUCCCAGCGCCAGGCUACAAAGGAUGCGGGAACAAUCUCUGGUCUGAAUGUCUUGCGUAUAAUCAAUGAACCGACUGCAGCUGCUAUAGCCUAUGGAUUGGACAAAAAAGUUGGUGCAGAGAGGAAUGUGCUCAUAUUUGAUCUUGGUGGUGGCACCUUUGAUGUUUCAAUUUUGACCAUUGAAGAUGGAAUCUUUGAAGUCAAGUCCACUGCUGGUGAUACUCAUCUUGGUGGAGAAGACUUUGACAACAGAAUGGUCAACCACUUCAUUGCCGAGUUUAAGCGCAAGUACAAGAAAGACAUUAGUGACAACAAGAGAGCUGUCCGUCGUCUUCGUACAGCAUGUGAAAGGGCAAAGCGUACUUUGUCAUCCAGCACUCAGGCAAGCAUCGAAAUUGACUCUCUGUAUGAGGGAGUUGAUUUCUACACCUCCAUCACCAGAGCUCGCUUUGAGGAACUCAAUGCCGACCUCUUUCGCGGCACACUGGAUCCGGUGGAAAAAUCACUGCGUGAUGCCAAAAUGGACAAAGGGUUAAUUCAUGACAUUGUCCUGGUUGGUGGCUCUACUCGCAUCCCCAAGAUCCAAAAGUUGUUGCAGGACUUCUUCAAUGGAAAAGAACUGAACAAGAGUAUCAAUCCAGAUGAAGCUGUUGCCUAUGGUGCUGCUGUCCAAGCUGCCAUCCUCUCUGGUGACAAGUCAGAGAAUGUCCAGGACCUGCUACUACUUGAUGUUACUCCUUUAUCUCUUGGUAUUGAGACAGCUGGAGGUGUCAUGACUGUCCUGAUCAAGCGUAACACCACCAUUCCUACAAAGCAGACUCAGACCUUCACCACUUAUUCCGAUAACCAGCCAGGUGUGCUCAUUCAGGUAUAUGAAGGUGAACGUGCUAUGACCAAGGACAAUAACUUGUUGGGCAAGUUUGAGCUGACUGGUAUCCCACCAGCACCUCGUGGAGUUCCUCAGAUAGAAGUGACAUUUGAUAUUGAUGCAAAUGGCAUCAUGAAUGUCUCUGCAGUUGACAAGAGCACUGGCAAGGAGAAUAAGAUCACAAUCACUAAUGACAAGGGACGUCUCAGUAAGGAUGAUAUUGAACGCAUGGUUCGAGAAGCUGAGAAAUACAAAGAGGAGGAUGAUGUCCAACGUGACAAGGUUUCUGCAAAGAAUGGCCUGGAAUCUUAUGCUUUCAACAUGAAAUCAACCGUGGAGGAUGAAAAGCUUUCUGGCAAAAUCAGUGACGAUGACAAGAAAAAUAUAUUGGACAAAUGCAAUGAGGUCAUCAGCUGGCUUGACAAGAACCAGACUGCUGAAAAGGAUGAAUACGAGCAUCAGCAGAAAGAACUGGAGAAGGUGUGCAACCCUAUCAUCACAAAGCUGUACCAGAGUGCUGGAGGCAUGCCAGGUGGUUGCCAGAAGGUAUGCCUGGUGCAUUCCCGGGUGCUGGUGGUGCUGCGCCUGGUGGUGGAUCCUCUGGCCCAACCAUUGAGGAAGUUGACUAAGUAUUCCUUCACAUGCGAACAUAUUUCUCCAUCUAAGAAAGUAGCCCUCUUGUAGCAGUUUUAUCAUGCUGAAGAGUGUAAUUAUGGUUAAAAAACAAAACGGGGUUUAAGUUUUUUGUUUGGAACUGGAUUCAACAGCUGAAAGGGACACAAUCCAAUUGUUCUGGUUCAUUAGGAAUGUAUUCUUUUUGUUGACAAUAAAACUUGACCCUUUUUUGCAUCUAAA